Molecule: messenger RNA, 575 nt
Organism: Vicugna pacos (alpaca)
Lineage: Eukaryota; Metazoa; Chordata; Mammalia; Artiodactyla; Camelidae
Product: keratin-associated protein 19-9b-like
Source: RefSeq, a predicted model, not a curated record
AUUCUGCAAACAGAAGCUCUGCUCUCACCUAAAUCUUCAACUCUUGACACAAUGAGCUAUUACUACGGCAGCUCCUACGGCGGUCUGGGCUACGGCCUUGGCGGUCUGGGCUGUGGCUAUGGCUGUGGCUAUGGUUGCCUCCGAGGUCUGGGCUAUGGCUACGGCGCUGGCUAUGGUGGCUAUGGAUACGGCUGCUACCGCCCGUGUUACUACGGAAGAUACUUGUCCUCUGGCUUCUACUGAGAAACCCGGCAUGCAACCUUCCUUCCACGUGACUGAGAACUUCCUUCUUGCUGAUUCUACAGUCUGGCCACUUCAUUCCAUCGGUGCCUCUAAAAAAAAUGAUGAGCCAAUCCUAGGUUACUGUGAUAGAACUUCCGAUCUCAGCAUAUGGGACUGACCUGAUAAUAAUUAUCUGAACUUGCAAUUCUAAUUUGAGGGGUGGGGGGAAUUACAGUCUGGGUUACAAUUUUCCUUUUGGAUAUAUAUUUUGGCAGAAAUCUCAUUCCAAAUUAUUCAUGUGAAAUCUGUGAAAAUUCACUUUACAUUAAACUUUCUUUGUCUGGCAUUUUAAA